Messenger RNA from Salvelinus fontinalis (brook trout), 3959 nucleotides. Its product is annotated as growth/differentiation factor 5-like. The record is from RefSeq and is a predicted model, not a curated record. Gene Ontology annotation, molecular function: growth factor activity; cytokine activity. Gene Ontology annotation, cellular component: extracellular region. Lineage: Eukaryota; Metazoa; Chordata; Actinopteri; Salmoniformes; Salmonidae. Gene Ontology annotation, biological process: SMAD protein signal transduction; BMP signaling pathway. The transcript has 2 exons. The coding region runs from base 1 to 1617 and encodes 538 amino acids.
AUGAAAGUCCUGAAACGUCUCCCUCUUUUAUUGGGGUGUUGGACUCUCUUAUACCUGGAAUUUAUCCCAGUGUCACUGAGCCAUACCGGGACGGCACAGCGCGCAACCGAGAGCCGAGGCAAGGAGCACGCAGGCGGAGCAGGUAAAGAAGCCAACCCGGGAAUCAUCUCAACUGCCAGGUCUACGGUAGGAAACUACGGCGUAGCAGGUUCGAAGUCUCCGAGCGCUGCGAGGAUCACGCGCAUUAGGACAGGACCCCCGCUGAUAAAGGGCGAGGCAGCCAAAGCAAAAGCUGUGACAUCAGUGUCAUCACCACACGGCGUAACGGCGAGCAGCGUUAGUGGAGCUAUCAACUUGGGACGCAAGGAGUCUGCGCGCUCUUGGGUACCCGACGGGGAUGCUACCCACUUAGCUGCUGUGCCUGCUCUCAUGGCGUUGAGCGUGCAAACACGUAAAGGCGGAGAUACGCCCAGACAGAGCAAAGGAAAGACUUUCCCCAGAGUUGCAACAUCAGCACGAACUGGACAGCAUAGAGUCAUUGCUGUGCAAAAAUACAGCGCUCCGUUAGCCCAAAGGAGUGCCAAAGCAACGGGCAAACUGAGCGACAGAGACCUUCCGAAGCAUCCAUUGGUGACUCCGCACGACUACAUGUUGUCACUGUAUUGGUCACUAUCCACAGGAGAGGUGAACACCAGCGUGUUGCACGAGGCUGGUAUGGCCAACACCAUCACCAGCUUUGUGGAUAAAGGACAAGAUGACCGUCUUCUCCAGCUGAGAAGACAGAAGUAUAACUUCAACAUCAGUUCCCUGGAGGAGGAGGGGCUACUGGGUGCCGAGCUGCGCAUUCUCAGGAAAAGACUGGCCGACCCACGCAAAGCACUUUCUACUGGCAGAGUUUUCUGCCUGAAGCUUUUCACCUGUGCAGCAGGUAAGCAGAAAGCUACACUGCUCCAAACUCGAACCAUCGAGGACCACAAUAUGCCCAAAUGGGAAGUGUUUGACAUUUGGAAACUAUUCAAGAAUUUCCACAAUACCGUCCAGCUUUGUUUCGAGCUGGAGGCCUUGGAACAAGGCCGCCCCGUGGACCUCAGGGCAAUGGGCUUCAGUCGUCUGGGCAGGCAGACCAAAGAGAGGGCCUUUUUCCUCGUGUUCGGACACACCAAGAAACGCGACUUGUUCUACAGCGAGAUCAAAGCCCGGUCGGGCCACGACAACAAGACUGUGUACGAGUACCUGUUCACCCAGCGACGUAUGCGCCGAGCCCCCACCACCCGUAGCAAGAAACUGGCCAAGAACCCCAAGCCUCGUUGCCACAGGAAGCAGCUACAUGUCAACUUCAAGGAGAUGGGUUGGGAUGAUUGGAUCAUUGCCCCACUGGAGUAUGAGGCCUACCACUGCGACGGGGUGUGCGAUUUCCCCAUCCGCUCGCACCUCGAGCCCACCAAUCACGCCAUCAUCCAGACGCUCAUGAACUCCAUGGACCCUGACUCGACUCCGCCCACCUGCUGUGUGCCCACUCGCCUCAGCCCAAUCAGCAUCCUCUACAUUGACUCAGCCAAUAACGUUGUUUACAAACAGUACGAGGACAUGGUGGUGGAGUCCUGUGGCUGCAGGUAGCAGUGGACAAAACAUUCACCUGAGACCUUGGUUUUAUAGUUCAGCCAGAACCCUACAAGUCAAUGGGACUGUGUUUUAUUUUUGGAGUAAACAGAUUGGUUAAUAGUUGUUAGGGAAAUAUACUUUGAAAGCAACUGACAUGAAACUAAUAACACAAAUCACUUCCUGAGACCUUAUUUUAUGAGGCGGUUAAGGAAUAAUAUGUACAUAUCCAAUGAUGAUUUGGCAAGAGAUUUGAAACUAUUUAACUAAAUUGAUCUUCCCAAUCCAUGCUAUUUUCACAUCAUAUGAAUUGAUGUCAAUGUUUGCUUUUCAUAGUGAUGCACAAAAAUGUAAUUCACUUUACUGGUCACAGAUUGAACAUAUUGCUCAUUGUUAGUUUAGGAUCAAGGAAACUAUUUCUUGUAUCACAGACCAGUUAAUGUAUCUCAUUGUUAUGUUAAAAUUUGCAUUGCUUUGAACUGCUGUUCCAUGACGUCACUUGUUGGAUACCUUCACACCUAUCUCACUGUCCCUUGUAAAGUACUUGAAACAUUGGAUGAGAACAUCUUCGUGCAUUCAUGUCAAAAUGUCUUGUUUCUCUUGGAGCAAUAUGAUGUAGCCUAACCAGUUCCUUUAAUCAAAAUGUGCACAUGCCAAUGGUAUUGCCAUCUCAAACUGAACUGGUGGGGUUUGGGAAAGGUCAUAAAUGGUUUGUUGCACACCACAAUAAUAUCUAACAGCUUACAAAUCCCAUUGAUGAAAUGUCAAAGAUACCUUGAAUUUAAGACAUGUAAGGCAUUGUCACCUUCCACUGAGUUUGUAUUCAUACAGUGCAUUGAAAGUAUAUUUUGAUACAGAUACAAUAUUACAGUACUUUUAAAGUAUCUGUCCACUGUUCCAGAUAUCCAUGAAAUAUUUACCAACAAUUAAUUACAAUAUAUAUUUAAUAGAAGGAUGUUAAAAAUCUGCUUUUCUCUGUGCUCCUGCUUGGCCUUAGUAUAAACAACAGAUUGGUUUGGACGUAUACCGCUUAAAAAAAGCUGAUUUGCCAGCUCAGCCAAUGAGAUGCUCAUACACUUGGAUAUUCAAAUUUGCUACCAACUCCACCUGUGGCAGGGCUGCACGCACUGCCUAUAACAGCAAUAAAUGCAGACUGAUUAUUUUACAAGCAUGAUUCAUUUCUGUUCAUUGCUUUGUCACUAUUCCUGAUAUUUUUGUUGUUAGCUAGCUACUAAGUUAGCUAGACAAGAAGUCGUGAUUGGUAGGAGCUAAACUAGCUAGGUAAAUAACUGCUGCUACAUAUAUUAGUCAACAACAGCUAACUAGCUUUCCUCUUAACAUCCAACUUUUAGUUAUAAACCACAAAAUGUCAAAUAGAAGUGAAUGGUGAGAUGGUUGUUGUGUGGAGGAUCUAAUUUGGCUUGCUUUAGUAUUGGCCAGCCAUCUAGCUAAUCUAUCCUCGAUAGCUAACGUUAGCAUGCUAGCUUACUGCUUCUAAACAGCCAGCAGGCCAAAUAUUACAAACCACAUCAUUUGAAAUAGAAGUGACUGGCGAGAUUGUUGUUGUAUAAGCUUUAUCCUUUUUGCUAACACUAGCUGUGGAUUGUUUGGCUUGCUUGCUAGCGUGUGUGCCCUCCUGAGCAUGUGUCACCCCUAGUCUCCUUCUCCCCACCAGAUCAUUUUGGAGGGGGUGGGGGUAGGAAAAAGCUGCUGGACCAAUCACAAUUGAGCCUGUCCCUGCCAAGGAUGAUGUCCUUCUCCAAGCAAAUUUCAAGCAUCUUUUAAAAUGAUUUGUUUCAAAAACACGUUUGAGAUGGGGUUUUACUGAGUGGGUUUUCUAUAAUUUAUGCGUUGACUACAAGUAAAGGUGAGUCAACAACAUUAUUUAGGUAUGACCAAACAGAAUAUGAGCUUUUAAAAAAGUUCACUGGACAGUUUCUUUAAGAUGUAAACUUCAAAUACAUAAAAAAAAAAUAUUAUUCUGAUUUUGAAUUAAAUGAACCUAUGUUUGUAAAUGAAUGUAGAUCAUGACUUUUGGUGGAAAUGUUUGUUUGUAACUGAAAUUCAUUGUGAAUGAAAUAUAUUUCAUUGACGUUGCCUUGUUAAGUGUUUACAUCAACACACCAAGCUUAAACUACAAAGAAUGAUGCAGUAACAUUUAUUUAUAGAAUGCAAUUUUAUUCCAGCAGCAGUUACAAACAAUAAGGUUGUUUAGGCACCUCAAAUAAUGUCCCUUCACAGCACUGCUUGGGUCUGAAAUUACAUUUAAAAAACAUUGAUAGCAGCCCUAAGCACACAUUUCCACACAUGGAGCCAGGAAAGGAAUAUGCAAGUGACUGAUCUAAAGCUUAUAUUAUACA